Saccharomyces mikatae IFO 1815 is the source of this 1359-nucleotide messenger RNA. RefSeq names its product dolichyl-P-Man:Man(5)GlcNAc(2)-PP-dolichol alpha-1,3-mannosyltransferase (gene ALG3). Bases 1 to 1359 code for a protein of 452 amino acids. Gene Ontology annotation, cellular component: endoplasmic reticulum. Gene Ontology annotation, molecular function: dol-P-Man:Man(5)GlcNAc(2)-PP-Dol alpha-1,3-mannosyltransferase activity. NCBI's taxonomy places the organism in Eukaryota, Fungi, Ascomycota, Saccharomycetes, Saccharomycetales, Saccharomycetaceae. The record is from RefSeq and is a predicted model, not a curated record. The transcript has a single exon.
AUGGAAGGUGAAGAGUCUCCACAAAGGGAGCAAUUUGUCAGACCUCCGCUCGAUCUGUGGCAGGAUUUUAAGGACGGCAUUCGCUACGUGAUUUUUAAUCGCAAAGCCAACCUUGUUAUCAUGCCCUUGCUUGUCUUGUUCGAAAGUAUGCUGUGCAAGAUCAUCGUCAAGAACGUGGCUUACACAGAUAUCGAUUACAAGGCGUACAUGGAACAAAUUGAGAUGAUCCAGCUCGAUGGCGUGCUAGAUUACUCUCAGGUAAGCGGUGGCACGGGUCCGUUGGUGUAUCCAGCGGGCCACGUCUUGGUCUACAAGCUCAUGUACUGGCUAACAACGGGAAUGGACCACGUUGAGCGCGGGCAGGCACUUUUCAGAUUCUUAUAUCUCUUGACACUAGUGUUGCAGAUGGCGUGUUACUACCUCCUGCAUUUACCACCGUGGUGCGUGGUGCUGGCAUGUCUCUCCAAGAGAUUACACUCUAUUUACGUGCUACGGUUGUUCAAUGACUGCUUCACUACUCUGUUCGUGGUCAUUACGGUUUUGGGAGCUAUCUUGGCAAGCAAGUGCCUCCAACGUCCCAAAUUAAGGAAGUUUCUGGCACUUCUGAUCUCCGCAACAUACAGCAUCGCCGUAAGCAUCAAGAUGAAUGCACUGUUGUAUUUUCCCGCAAUGAUGAUCACGCUGUUCAUCCUCAAUGAUACAAGCCUAGCCCUGACUGUGUUGGACCUGGUUAUGAUGAUCGCAUGGCAAAUCGCAGUUGCGGUGCCAUUCCUGCGCAGUUUCCCGCAGCAAUACCUACAUUGCGCCUUCGAUUUCGGCAGAAAGUUUAUGUUCAAGUGGAGUAUCAAUUGGCAAAUAAUGGAGGAAGAGGCGUUCAAUGAUCAGAGGUUCCAUUCGGCCCUCCUGAUCAGCCAUUUGGUCGCCCUUAUUACGCUAUUUUUCUCUAUGUACCCAUUUAUCCUUCGAGACUUGUGGUCUUCCCUACGCCAUCCGCUGAGAACAAAUGCCGUUGCAACCACUAAUUCCGCCAAGACUAUUCCAUGUAUUCUCAUCAUGUCUAACUUCAUAGGAGUGCUUUUCUCUAGAUCGCUCCACUAUCAGUUUCUAUCCUGGUACCACUGGACCCUACCAAUACUGAUCUUCUGGUCUAGAAUGCCCUGCUUAGUUGGUCCGAUCUGGUACGCCCUACACGAGUGGUGCUGGAAUUCGUAUCCGCCUAACAUCAAUGCCAGCACGCUACUGUUGACAUUGAACUCCGGCCUAUUGUUACUGCUGGCCUUGACGCAACUCUCUGGCUCGAACAUACCCAUUGAGAAUCAUAUCUGUACCACUAGUUUGAUGGAAAAGAAGCUCAACUAA